Molecule: messenger RNA, 990 nt
Organism: Penicillium bovifimosum
Lineage: Eukaryota; Fungi; Ascomycota; Eurotiomycetes; Eurotiales; Aspergillaceae
Exons: 1
Coding region: 1-990 (329 amino acids)
Source: RefSeq, a predicted model, not a curated record
AUGAAUAUACCCAAGCAUCCUGAUCCAAGCUUUUUGGGAUUGCAUCCAUUUGGGAAGGCAUCAUACCUGCCCCUACCCUGCGCCAACCAGCAUGCUCUUCCACCGUCAUUUGACCUGGCCAACAGCACUGCUGGCUCAUGUCGCAGCUUUGCAGUUGUUGAGUACUAUUUGGAGGCUACAAUGACGACUCCUGACUCCUCCAAGUUCGCCAUGGCUCGGUUGCCAGUUCAGCUUCGAUGUGAAUCAUCUCCUUUCCCGAUAACUGAUUUCGAUGUCAAUCUACAUUCCCGACAUCCUUACACGGUUACCUCUCCUCGUCUGACUCCUACUGUGGAAACUGCCAGAAUUUCCACAAGACAGCAGAUCGCUAAGCUCCUAGGUGUUUCUGGAGCUCCUCGUCUUACAUUCUGCCUAGAAACCAGCAUAGCUUCGGUUCUUCAAAAAGGCAGCCCGUAUCCCAUUCCAUUCGAGAUACGGGCUAUGCCGCAAUGGGCGGAUACGAACGAAUGCAUUGCAGGCGUGCCCCAGACUGUUAACGUAAACAGUUUCGCUCUUGCUAUCCGAUCGACGACGAGUAUUAUAGCCUUCGCCACAGGCACCGUGGGGGCGGCUACAGUCGUGCGCGAAGAGCACUUCAAGACAAAGACUAUUUUGGCAGAAUAUUCAACGCCAAAGAAGUCAAAGCAGAGAAAUGACGGAAUUCAAUGUGAAGCUCAAUUCGAAGCAACUCCUUUCGACAAGCAUUCAUCAUCUUAUGGCAGACCUUUGACCUUACCGAUUGACGACAAGUCGAGUCCUCUAAAUUUAGGACACGAGCUCAAUCUGAAACUCCAGCAUGAUCAAUUCCAGUUUCACGAAGUUCCGACAUUCAUCACUUAUAAUAUCAAGCGAACGUACGAGCUAAAAUGGAAGAUGGUUCUCGAAGUGGGCGGAGAGAUACUCAAGGUCAAAGGCAAGCAUCCAGUCUUGAUCAUGGAGAAGUCUGAUUAG